GCCAAAUUUGCGCUUCUCUUGUUUGAGUGAAAUGUCCAGCGAAGAACCGCAAUGGAGAAAAGUCCAUACAAUAACAGGAGUAAUACCGCCUUCGAGACACGGCCACAGGGCCGUGGCCAUUCGGGAGCUGAUUGUAGUGUUCGGAGGUGGAAACGAAGGGAUAGCGGAGGACCUGCAUGUUUAUAACACUGUCUCCAAGCAGUGGUUUCUGCCCGCUGUGAGGGGAGACAUCCCACCAGGCUGUGCUGCCCAUGGUUUAGUUUGUGAGGGCACUCGCAUACUGGUCUUUGGUGGCAUGAUAGAGUAUGGCAAAUACUCCAACAACCUCUAUGAACUUCAGGCUAACAGGUGGCUUUGGAAGAAGCUGAAGCCCAGAGCGCCCAAAAAUGGCUUGCCUCCAUGCCCUCGUAUCGGACACAGCUUCACACUUAGUGGUAGCAGGUGCUAUGUGUUUGGGGGGCUCUCCAAUGUUAGCGAGGACCCCAAUGGAAAUGUCCCACGGUACAUGGAUGACCUGUAUGAGCUGGAGCUGCAUUCGGCAUCAGGCGCAAGAGGCUGGAGCAUCCCAGAGACAAAAGGGGGCGGUCCUUCAGCGCGGGAGUCCCACACUGCUGUCGCGUACGCUGGUCUUGGCUCGCCCAAGCUUUUCAUCUUUGGAGGAAUGCAAGGGCGCCGCUUGGAUGACCUCUGGCAGCUUGAUCUCAACACCAUGAUGUGGUCAAGGCCUCACACCAGGGGUUCCACGCCACUACCCAGAAGUCUUCACUCUGCCAGCGUCAUCGGAAACAAAAUGUUUCUUUUUGGUGGCUGGGUUCCUGUUCCAGAGUCAGAGAAGCAAAAGGCUGCAGGAAUGAAAUGGAUUUGCACCAACGCCUUAAGUCUUCUUAACUUGGACACCAUGAGCUGGCAGAACCUGGGCCCACAAUACGACGACGUUGGCUCCCAGUUGCAGAACCAUAGGGCCCAGAGUGAGGACCAGAAUGCGAGGAAACCCAAAGCCAGGGCCGGCCACUGCGCCGCUGUCGUGGGAUCCAGGCUUUACGUUUGGAGCGGCCGGGAUAGUUACCAUAAGAGCUUGGGCUACCAAGUCUGCUGCAAGGACCUGUGGUACCUGGAAACAGAUAGACCAUCGUCCUCGGAUGCGGUGAUGCUCAUCAAGUCCACUGUCAGCAUGCUCCAUGUGGCGUGGCGCCCCGUGUCUGCAGCAGACUGCUACCUCCUCCAGAUUCAGCCUGUCAACCCGCCAGCCAAACAGCUGGAUUGGUCGGCAGCAGAUGGAGAGAGAAAAAGUCAAGAUUUCCAGAGUGUAAGUGAAUGCAACACUGAAGAACAAGAGAACACGUCAGUGCAGCAGCACGGCAACCUGGCAAAGUCCUCCAUUAGCCAGGUGGAGCCCCAGGCAGAGAAACAUGAGGCUGAGAAGACGACACACCAGAGCCCGGAGGAAGCGCUGUGGUUUGAUGUAGGUGUGUUUAAAAGCCUCUUUUCAGAGGUCCACUGCUAUUAUCUGCCUGCUGAGAACCACCAGGUGACCCCAAGCAGUCGGCCUUCUGUUACAAAAGAGAGGAGGCUUCAGGACUACCAAGAGCGAGAGAAGGAGGAGCUGACUGCAGGUCAGACUUACAGGUUUCGAGUGGCGGGCCUCAACUACUUGGGCCAAGGUGACUUCAGUCAGGUCAGUGAGUUCAAGACGUGCCAACAUGGCUUCCCUGGAGCGCCCUCUGCUGUCAAGAUCAACAAGGCCAACGACGUGGUCUGCAUCACAUGGGAAGCGCCUCCCUCUCCGUCAGGCCGCAUCCUGGAGUAUUCAAUGUACAUGGCGGUGAAGAAGAGCCGCUCGUCCAGCUCUGAAAGUCCCGGCCAACUGACCUUCAUCCGGAUCUACCGCGGUACCAAGAUGUCCUGCACGCUCAGCUCCAACCAGCUGGAGAACGCACAUCUGGACUGCUCCGCCUCCAGCCGCCCGGCUCUCGUCUUCCGCAUCGCCGCCAAGAACGAGCAGGGCUACGGCCCGGCCACCCAGAUCCGCUGGAUUCAAGAUCUCUUUAAAGCGCGGGCUGGAUCAAAGGCAGAUGUCUGUGGUGCUGAUGGUCGCCUUGCUGCUGACAGCUGCAGCUGAAAGUGUUACUGUACUUACAGGAGACAUGGACAUCAAGCAAUGCACAUAUUUAUUUUUCUAUUUAAAUCAUCCUUGUAUAUAUUUUCAUUUCAAUAUUUUUGUAAUGAUGCACCACAUAACUCAAAUAGUUUCAAUCAUGACAUGUUUUGUAUGCUAUUUUUAUGUUCGCAUGGAGCAAUUUUAAUCCUGCCAAUGUUUGAUAUCACCUUCAGUGUCCUUUGCAGCGAUAUAGUGUACUACGUUAUUACAAUCAUGCCUUUUUCCAUUACAAUACUUUGGUGUUCACAUUGUCAUUUAUCAUCGUAGGACCAUACAUCUUUAAUUAUUACAUUAACAAUGAAUGUGAGAAAAUCACAGCAAGUGCUCAUGAAAGAUGUCAUUCAUGGCCUUUGAAGGGAGCUGGAUCUUGUGGAGUUGUUCUUUUCAAAGAGCCCUUGCUCGUUAGUACACUUCCUUUUUUUGCAAGGUAAUCACUGUAGCUGUUAUAUGAUAAUGUGGGAAUGAGAAACUAAUCUUUUACACAAAUAGAAUUAUUCUGAAAUAUUGGCAAUAAUUGGGUGCCAUGUCAACAUGUUGGACAAUGAUGUCACUCAUUUGAAUUGUCCAUAACUUUGUAGCAUUUUAAUAAUAGAUACAAAUAAGAUGUACAAAUAAAAUGUAUAUACCUGGAUCAUGUUUUGUUUAGUCAUGUUCUGUUUAGUUUUGGACUCCCUUAGUUCCUGUUUUGUGCACCCCUGGGUUUGUUUUGGUUACCAUGGGUGCUGAUUGGGUUCACCUGCCUCUGAUUAGUGUUCAGCACACUCACCUGCUGCCGGGCACUAAUCAGAGAGCUACUUAUUCACGUU
This is a messenger RNA of Entelurus aequoreus (snake pipefish), 2964 nucleotides long. It is a transcript of the gene hcfc2, whose product is annotated as host cell factor C2. NCBI's taxonomy places the organism in Eukaryota, Metazoa, Chordata, Actinopteri, Syngnathiformes, Syngnathidae. The record is from RefSeq and is a predicted model, not a curated record. The transcript has 16 exons. Gene Ontology annotation, molecular function: protein binding; transcription coactivator activity. Gene Ontology annotation, cellular component: histone methyltransferase complex. Gene Ontology annotation, biological process: chromatin remodeling; regulation of DNA-templated transcription. The coding region runs from base 32 to 2119 and encodes 695 amino acids.